AUGAGCUACAACGAGAGCUUUGAAUCGGUCGUGAACUUGCCCUUUGCCCUGGGGGAUUUCACUCAAGCACCAAGAGUCAAGGAUCCGGUAAUCAACUUCAAGUUGCAGCAAAAUGGCAAAGCAGUGACGCUAUUCAAUGUCCAUGCCGUAUCCGAAGUACCCAGGAACUUGGUCUCUGUGUUGCAAAAUGAGUUCAAUUUCAUAGUAGAAGAAGGGCAAACUUAUCCUUACAUAGACGUGCUAGGGUACGACGAAUUUGUCCAGUACUGGUUCCACCACUUUGUCGCCAUCUUGAUUGAAGGAAAUUACGCCUCGUUUGAAGAUCCGCAGUUGCAAAACUUGUCAGUUGAGCAGUGGCAUGACUUGUUCUUGGGCUCUUUCUACGUCAAGCCCAACUACGUGGGGCGUUGUUCUCAUGUGUGCAACGCAGGAUUCGCAGUGAAUCACGUGAAGAGAGGGCUGGGCUUGGGCAAAGAGUUGGGUGCUAAAUACUUGCAAGUUGCCCCCCAGUUGGGCUAUGUUUAUUCGGUGUUUAAUCUUGUGUUUGAAACCAACGUUGCGAGUUUAAAGAUCUGGGACUCUUUGGGGUUUGAAAGGAUCGGGUACGUGAAGAACGUAGCGGUUUUGAAAGGAUAUGACCGUUUGGUGGGUGCUCAUAUCUUUGGCAAGGACUUGGUGUCUAAAUCUGUGAAUAGAUAAAGAGAAAGGGAAAGAGAACAGGACAUUUCCAAUAGAAGACACACUCUGAUUAUCAUCAUCAUCAUCAUCAUCAUCAUUAUUUUGUAGCAGAAACUCUCAACCAAACCACUCACUUUAUACAGCCCAACUGGAGUUCUUUUGUUCCCGAUUGCGAAAAAAAAAGGAAUAAAAAUACCCCAGACGUGUGGGCAUUUUUAAUUUAAUCAACAGCCAUGUUGUGAGAAGUUCGGGCACUCAAAUGAUGAGACCCAUGGAUAGAGAACGGCUAGAUCAGUCAUACCACGAAUUCCACACUGGGACACCGCGAGAAGAACACCAUGAUUCCAUACCAGAGCCGCAUCAUGAUGUCAACGAUGACGACAACGAUGACGAGUUCCUCCUGGAGCAAGAUUUCACCUCUAGAUACCCCGAGUACCACCCACGAGACGCAAAAAAAAGGGCGACGCCAGCAUCCAUGCCCCAGCUCAACAGACACACGAUUCUAUUAAAAGACGGCGUCACCACCGCCACAAUCUACCCCAUCGCAAUCGACGACCGCGUGCCCUUUGGCCUCGUGCAAUUCCUAUGCGAGGAAUUCAACAUGGAGAUAGAACGAGGCGAAACCUUGCCCUUCUUUGACCCAUUAUCAGUCGAGGAUUUCACAAAUUACUGGUUCGACUCAUUCGUCGCGAUCAUGUGCUUGGGGGACUCGCUUGAUUUAAAUGAAGACGAGCGCGAAUGGGAGCGGGAGUGCUUGGGCACAUUUUGCAUCAAGCCCAACUAUCCCGGACGCAGGUGCUCCCACAUCUGCACGGCUGAGUUUUUGGUGAAUGCCGGGAUCAGAGGCAAGGGCGUGGGACGCACUCUCACUGAUUGUUUUUUGAGAUGGGCGCCCAAGUUGGGGUAUACGUAUGCCAUCUUGAACCUCGUGUUUGAAACGAAUGCCGCCGCGAGGAAAUUAUGGGAACUGAUGAAUUUCAAACGCGUGGGUAAAGUGGCGAAUGCCGCCUACGUGAAGAACAGCGAGGUGCCUGUUGAUGCCAUCAUUUACGAGCGGGACUUGUCCGAGACGUCAACGACGGAAUCCCACGCGUACAGGUUUGAUAAAAUCAAGUAUUAUUUGGAGACGGGGAAGUACCCGGCCACAGCGGACCGACAGGAGAAAGCACGUUUACGGUCGGGCGCAUUAAAGUAUACGUUGGAGAAGGGAAAGUUGAUGAUCAAGGGUAAGGAAGUUAUCGCGGACCCCGAUCUGCAGUUGCGCGUGUGCCAGAUGGUUCAUCGUGAGAAUAAUCAUUGCGGGAUCAACAGGUCGACUACUUUGGUGGCAGAAAAGUACCACUGGCAGCGCAUCAAGGAUACCAUGAGCGUAGUGGUGAAAAACUGUGAACAAUGCAAUGCAAACGCAAACAUAGACUCGAAUGACGACGUGCAUGGGAACAAGAGGCGACGAGUUGAUGAGGAAAUGGAGGAAACCGCACUAGCUGCUCGUGUCCUGGCUGUAGUGGCGGAGGUCAAGGAAAACUACAGAGAAGGAUACCGGCCGUCCUACGCCGAAGUCGCGGCAUCGUCGCUUCUGAAGUAUCCUCAGUAUAAACAAGUCAUCUCUGACAGCGACGUAGACCACCAGAUGGUUCAACCUCGCGUCAGGAAAUACCAUUAA
This is a messenger RNA of Lodderomyces beijingensis, 2341 nucleotides long. Lineage: Eukaryota; Fungi; Ascomycota; Pichiomycetes; Serinales; Debaryomycetaceae. The record is from the annotation of a GenBank genome assembly.